AUGGCUGAGAAGCUUGGACCAGCAGGGCUCAAGCCCACCAACAUCCUAACCCCUAACUCCCUUCCCCCAGAUCCUAUCGACAUCAUCCGCACCAAAGCCCGCUCCCGCCGAGUUCGCCUUAACGUGGGGGGGCUGAACCACGAAGUCUUGUGGCGGACUCUGGACCGGCUACCUAGGACCCGGCUCGGCAAGCUCCGAGACUGCAACACCCACGAGUCUCUGAUGGAAGUGUGCGAUGACUACAGCCUGAACGAAAAUGAAUACUUCUUCGACCGUCACCCGGGGGCCUUCACCUCCAUUCUCAACUUUUACCGAACCGGAAAGUUACACAUGAUGGAGGAGAUGUGCGCCCUUUCGUUUGGCCAGGAGUUAGACUACUGGGGGAUUGAUGAAAUCUACCUGGAGUCCUGCUGCCAGGCCCGUUACCACCAGAAAAAGGAGCAGAUGAAUGAGGAGCUGCGGAGGGAGGCAGAGACACUGAGGGAAAGGGACGGAGAGGGAGAAUUUGAUAACACCUGCUGCCCAGACAAGAGGAAGAAGCUGUGGGAUCUCCUGGAGAAGCCCAGCUCCUCGGUGGCUGCGAAGAUUCUGGCCAUCAUAUCAAUCCUGUUCAUCGUCCUCUCCACCAUUGCUCUGUCUCUCAACACCUUACCAGAGCUUCAGGUCGUAGAUGAGUUCGGCCAGAACAACGACAAUCCCCAGCUGGCCCACGUGGAGGCUGUGUGCAUUGCCUGGUUUACCAUGGAGUACCUCCUGCGCUUCCUCUCUUCUCCUAAUAAGUGGAAGUUUUUCAAAGGCCCACUGAAUGUCAUUGACUUGCUGGCCAUCCUGCCCUACUAUGUCACCAUCUUCCUAACUGAGUCCAACAGGAGUGUACUGCAGUUCCAAAAUGUGCGCCGUGUGGUACAGAUAUUCAGGAUCAUGAGAAUAUUGAGGAUCCUGAAGUUGGCCAGGCACUCCACAGGGCUCCAGUCUCUAGGAUUUACACUGAGAAGGAGCUAUAAUGAAUUGGGGCUGCUUAUUUUAUUUCUUGCCAUGGGCAUCAUGAUAUUUUCCAGCUUGGUCUUCUUUGCUGAGAAAGAUGAAGAUGCCACAAAAUUCACCAGUAUCCCUGCCUCAUUCUGGUGGGCCACCAUUACAAUGACUACAGUGGGCUAUGGUGACAUUUAUCCACAGACUUUACUUGGAAAGAUUGUGGGUGGGCUCUGCUGUAUUGCAGGAGUGCUGGUAAUUGCCCUACCUAUCCCCAUUAUUGUCAACAACUUCUCUGAGUUCUAUAAAGAGCAAAAGAGGCAGGAGAAGGCCAUCAAGAGGAGGGAGGCACUGGAGAGAGCCAAGCGGAAUGGCAGUAUUGUGUCAAUGAACCUGAAAGAUGCCUUUGCCCGCAGUAUGGAACUGAUGGAUGUGGUAGUGGAGAAAGGAGAGGACAAAACCUCUCUGGAUAACCAUCUGUCACCUAGCCGCUGGGGUACCUCAACCAGGCACUCCACCUCUGAAAUCAACCUAAAGUCCCCAGAUAAAAGAAACCCAGAUACUAUGCCACAAAGCUCCCCUAAUCGUAUAUCCAUCACCACCACUGGAAGUACCCAGUGGACAAAUAGGUCCCCACAGCACCUUAAUGUUCAGAAACUGGAGGAGAUGUACAACCAGAUGACCAAAUCACAGUCCUUCUCAAAUCUUAACACUACAAGCUCCAUGAGCACUCUGAGCACAACUGUGACCGCUCCGGUCUCACCUAAGAAAUCUUACAGCCCUGAAAACACAUUAACAGAAGAGGUGGAGUUGGAGAUGAAGGAGGUCCAACCCUCCUCUGCAGAUAACUUUGCCAGCUGCUCAGGUGAGGAAGAAGCUGGGCCAGAUCAGAUCAGAUACCCCACAGCCCCACCAUAUCUCGAUCUUAGUCAACUGAGGGCAAUUGAUGACCAGAACUCUCCCGACACCAUACUCAAAGAUGGCCUCUAUGAAUCUGUUAACCCAUGUGAUGGAUCUGAGCUCCACAUAGAGGUAGGAGAGAGCUUUAACAGUGCUGUAGAGAAUAUCCAGAACUCUCCAAUAGGGAAUAACCCUCUUAAAAUAAAGCAGUUAAAGGUCAACUUCACCAAAACCUCUGCUGAAGGCCCACUAACACCGCCCAGCACUACCUCUCCUGGAGACAUCAGCUCCAGCAUCCUGGAAGACGAGUCCCCAGAGGGAGAGACCUCACAGCUUAUUCCCAGUUCAGAGGAGCUCCUCCCAGUCACAGAGGAGGAGACAUGCCCAUUGUCCCCUAAACAGUUGGUGGUAGACACCCCACCCGGUGAUGAAGAUCAAUCUGCAGAGAACCAUGAGGAGAGGCAUCUGAUGGAGGUGGCAGGUGCUGCUGUUGCACCCUUGUCACCCAAGGCAGCAGCACAAAAUUGCACCCAAGAUGUGGUUGGGGCUGGCGAAGAAGUAAAAGCUGACAGCAACCAAAGUGGACACAAAGUAGAGAAUCACAUGUUUACAUCUGAUAUCCACCUGAGACCCGGAGAUGGCAGCCUCUCUCCGACCUGUGAAACCAGCAUGUGA
Molecule: messenger RNA, 2547 nt
Organism: Scomber japonicus (chub mackerel)
Lineage: Eukaryota; Metazoa; Chordata; Actinopteri; Scombriformes; Scombridae
Gene: kcnb2b
Product: potassium voltage-gated channel subfamily B member 2b
Exons: 2
Coding region: 1-2547 (848 amino acids)
Biological process (GO): potassium ion transmembrane transport; protein homooligomerization
Cellular component (GO): voltage-gated potassium channel complex; membrane
Molecular function (GO): delayed rectifier potassium channel activity; protein binding
Source: RefSeq, a predicted model, not a curated record